Leptomonas pyrrhocoris is the source of this 513-nucleotide messenger RNA. RefSeq lists its product as hypothetical. Lineage: Eukaryota; Euglenozoa; Kinetoplastea; Trypanosomatida; Trypanosomatidae. The record is from RefSeq and is a predicted model, not a curated record. The transcript has a single exon. Bases 1 to 513 code for a protein of 170 amino acids.
AUGUCUGCGAUUUCGUCUCUGUCCGGUGAUGUGUCGGGACUGUCUGACGACAUCGGCACCCUAUCAGGAACGGUUGGCGGUUUAUCCACUGCAUUGGGUGACGGCUUUGAGGGCAUCAAUACCGAGCUGCAAGGUAUUGGUGAUGGGAUUGAUUCAAUCGUUGGCACACUGAACGGUGAUGGUCUUUCCACUCGUGGCUCUGAGGGAAAAAUUGAUUUUAAUGGUACGGGUCUGUAUGGCGAGGACACCCUCACCGAAAUGAAAGCCGAAAUCGAAACACUGAAAACUGAAUACUCCGAGCAAAUGAAAGCGAUGCAAGGUCUGUUUUCGUUUGAUUCGUCCGAACUCAAUGGCGGCCAGUACGUUGAACACCGUUGGAAGUUUCACAUUCAAGGGCGCGAAUAUUCAUUCGGCUCUAGUGUAUUCCCUGCUCUUUUAGACAACUCAAGCCUAAUCGCUGCCGUUCUGGUGUUCCUUGCGGUGCUGUUUGGCAUUCGUUUCUUAGUGAAAUAA